CUGCUCGCUCCCCGCGGUCCGAUCCGCGCGGUGCUGAGCGAGCUCAGCCCCGGGCACGGCCGGCGACUUCAAGCUCUGCUUCCUCCCCGCCUCGCCCAGGUGUCAAUGCCAUGCUCAGGAAGGUGGCGGUGGCUGCCGCCUCCAAACCCCACGUGGAGAUCCGCCAGGACGGGGACCAGUUCUACAUCAAAACUUCCACCACUGUCCGCACCACUGAGAUCAACUUCAAAAUUGGAGAGAGCUUUGAGGAGGAGACGGUGGAUGGACGGAAGUGCAGGAGUUUGGCCACUUGGGAGAAUGAAAACAAGAUCUAUUGCAAACAAACUCUUAUUGAGGGAGAUGGCCCCAAAACAUACUGGACUCGAGAAUUAGCUAAUGAUGAGCUGAUUUUGACCUUUGGUGCUGAUGAUGUUGUGUGCACAAGAAUUUAUGUAAGAGAGUAAAAACAUCCAUUUACUUGUCAUCUGGGAUGAAGUGGAGAACUGUGAAAAUCCCCAGUACAAUGAGUAUCUGUGUGUGCUGUUACUAAUGCGGUGUUGUAUGUGACCGUGUGUGUUAUAUCUGAACCAAUAUCCUCUAUUAAGUGUAUUUUGCUUUCAUUUUUCAUCGCAGACAUGAUUCCUUCCCACUUUUAUGUCAUUAUUUUUUGUGACUGCUUUGUACUUUGUAGUUAUCACUUGCUAUGGUUUCAUCAGCUAUUAAACUUAUUGGGCAUAACUCACA
This is a messenger RNA of Antrostomus carolinensis (chuck-will's-widow), 723 nucleotides long. RefSeq names its product cellular retinoic acid binding protein 1 (gene CRABP1). The record is from RefSeq and is a predicted model, not a curated record. The transcript is spliced from 3 exons. Gene Ontology annotation, molecular function: lipid binding. Lineage: Eukaryota; Metazoa; Chordata; Aves; Caprimulgiformes; Caprimulgidae. Bases 111 to 443 code for a protein of 110 amino acids.